UACUGUUAUUAGUAAGCCAGAUGCUAAGUUGCAAGCUAGCCUGCUAAAGCUUAGAUAACAAAACUUUACGCGAACGUUAAACCUUCCAUAGUCGGUGUCUAAUACAAAACAUGGCUAUGCUGUUAAAGGCUGGUAAUGGAAAAUGUAGAAAUAAUCUAAGCCAGUCUUUAUGAACACAAACCACACGACAGAUGUCGCUGGUGGAUUUGGGGAAGCGGCUCCUGGAGGCUGCGCGGAAAGGAGAGGACGAUGAGGUCAGAACGCUGAUGGCCAAUGGAGCACCUUUCACCACAGACUGGCUGGGGACCUCUCCUCUGCACCUGGCUGCCCAGCAUGGCCACUACUCCACGGCAGAGGUGCUGCUCCGCGCAGGCGUCAGCAGGGACGCCCGAACCAAAGUGGACAGGACCCCUUUGCACAUGGCCGCCGCUGAGGGGCACGCCGUUAUCGUGGAGUUGCUCGUCAGGAGCGGCGCGGACAUCAACGCCAAAGACAUGCUGAAGAUGACCGCCCUGCACUGGUCGACGCAGAACUCCCAUCACAAGGUGGCCGAGAUGCUGCUGAAGCACGGCGCCGACGCGCACGCCCUCAGCAAGUUCGACAAGACUCCUUUUGACAUCGCAGUGGACAUCCAGGACGGUGACCUCAUACUGCUGUUGCAGGAGGCCAUGCAGAACCAGGUGAACAUCAACGCCGAGGCAGGCAUCACGGGCGGAGCGUCUGGGCCUCAGUUCAUUAUCCAGGGCAUCCCUGGGCUACAGGGAGGGGUGCUGAACCUGGCCGACCUCAUCAAGAGCAACACCGGUAGGGACUGUGUCUUUGAACUGGUAGAGCAAAGUGCUCCACACAACAUCAUCAGGUCGAUGAGCGACACUGAGGAGGCCAUCGCUGCCAGUGCCUUGGACUCCAGCAUUCAACAAAUGGUCGGUGAGGGAGGUCAAAGGGUCAUCACCAUAGUAACGGAUCAGCACGGCAACCUGCAGACAGCAGGCGGACUGUCACAGCCAUUCUUCGUGACCAUGCAGCACGGUCAGCAGAUGUUGGCGGUCCCAGCCAGUCACAUCACAGAGGAGGUCGUGGAGGAGGAGCCCCAGCCACCUCCGGCCCGGAAAAGAAAGAUAGAAAUCUCAACCAAUCACACGGAGGCUGACGACACGGAGUUGCUGACGCGGCAGCUCCAUGAGGCGAACUGUAAGGCGCAGGAGUACCGCACGCAGCUGAUGAGGAAGGAGCAGGAGGCGGAGCAGUAACGCAUCAAACUAGAAGCAUUAGCCACGGCCAGAGCAACGGCAACUCCA
This is a messenger RNA of Clupea harengus (Atlantic herring), 1298 nucleotides long. RefSeq names its product GA-binding protein subunit beta-2-like (gene gabpb2a). The record is from RefSeq and is a predicted model, not a curated record. Bases 192 to 1250 code for a protein of 352 amino acids. Gene Ontology annotation, biological process: positive regulation of transcription by RNA polymerase II. Gene Ontology annotation, molecular function: protein binding; transcription cis-regulatory region binding. Gene Ontology annotation, cellular component: nucleus. Lineage: Eukaryota; Metazoa; Chordata; Actinopteri; Clupeiformes; Clupeidae. The transcript is spliced from 8 exons.